Molecule: messenger RNA, 843 nt
Organism: Ostrinia furnacalis (Asian corn borer)
Lineage: Eukaryota; Metazoa; Arthropoda; Insecta; Lepidoptera; Crambidae
Product: probable ATP-dependent RNA helicase DHX35
Exons: 6
Cellular component (GO): intracellular anatomical structure; catalytic step 2 spliceosome
Molecular function (GO): helicase activity; RNA binding
Source: RefSeq, a predicted model, not a curated record
AUGGACAGGACUGCAAGAGGGAAGUGCUACAGGCUAGUUGCUAGAGAGGGAGAGAGACCGGGAACAACGCCACGCAACGGGCAGUACUAUAAACGAGAAGUGCUACAGGUUCACGAGAGGUCGCAAAUGACUGACGUGCUUAUGGGGCUACUAAAGAAAAUAGCUAAAAAACGCAAGAACCUCAAGCUUGUGGUAUCCUCAGCGACUAUGGAUGCGGAGUUCCUUCGGGACUUCUUCAAUGUAAGGGACAAAAAGGACUCAGAACGGGGAAGCUCAUCUGUGAUCAUGUCAAUGCAGGGCCGCACUCAUCCUAUAGACGUUUAUUAUUCGGCUGAGCCAGUAGCGGACUACGUGAAAGCGACUGUAGAUACGGUCAUAAAAAUCCACGAGAAUGAGCCCUUUGGAGAUGUACUGGCUUUCCUCACGUCUCAGGAGGAAAUCCUCGAAGCUCUAGACACACUUCGUACCUAUGCAGAAGAAAACAACCAAAAGAACAAACACAGAAGACAUUUCCCCAGCGGCGUUCAAGCAGCCAAUCUAAACGUGGUGCCAAUGUAUGGCAGUCUACCUCAUUACAAGCAGAUACAAGCGUUCCAGAUUGGGGACAAGAAUGUCAGGAAGGUCGUCUUGGCUACAAAUAUUGCGGAGACGAGUGUCACUAUACCUGGGAUUGUCUAUGUCCGGCCCACGCGUGGACGUCAUCCCAGCCGCGCAGCCCACUCGCUCGCCGAGCCGCUCGCCGCGCUCGUCUGCUACACGGCACGCCAGCGACACGGCGGCUGCUACCCGAGGCUGCGUCACGCAUACUUUGUGGCCGAUCUCGUGGAGAUACUGGAAGAAAAA